AUGACGACGAAUGCUUGCGAUGUGAACCACCUCGACGCCGAUUCGCUUCUGCCUCCACGGAAGCGAUUACUCGCCGGAUUCAAGAAACAGAACUCGGAAUCCGGCAAUGAUGGAUCUUCACCGAGCCCUCCUCCUCCUCCUUCAUUCGGUUCCUCCUCCUCCACUUCAUACUCAAACGGCUCCUCCUCUGCUUCGACCGAUGUGCAGACCCAUCUCCACAAUCUGAUGAAUGAUAGCCAGAGCCGGUCUCCGGAGGAGCUAGCUGAGGCGUCGAAAGAAAUCGCGGCUUUAGCGGCUAAGGCUGCAAAAGCGGCGAGAGCUACCGCUAAUGAGAAGGCCAUCAUUGCUUCAAGGGCAGUAGCUGCAGCCAAGAGGGCUUUGGAGGUGCUCGCUUCUUUUCCGGCUCUGACGGUGAAGGAGGAGUGGUCUCCGAGGAAGAACAAGCAGACGAAACAUGUCCCGGUUCAGCUCUUGUAUUCGAAAGACGAGGAUUUGGCUCGGAGGUUGAACCGGGCUAUAAACAAUUCCCCUAGAGUCGCGACCGGUGCGGUGACGAGUACGAUGUACGAUGGGCAUGAUGUUGCUGGUGUUGUGGAUUCGGAGAGCGACGAAGACGACGGAAGCAGAGGAAACGGGAAGCUGCUCUUGGGCGAUGGCGCGAUGAAGGAGAAAACAGGGGAAGCGAGUAGCUCAAUGGGGAAGAGAAGAGGAAGAGCGAAGGUGAAGAAGUUACCUUUGAGCAUGUGUGACUCCAAGGAUGAAGAGAAUGGGAUCAACAAUGUUGGAGCGAGUAACCCGCUGGCUGAGCCGGAAGGUUCUGAUGGUGGUGUGGAACAGGUUAGAUCGUAG
Messenger RNA from Thlaspi arvense, 849 nucleotides. The record is from the annotation of a GenBank genome assembly. Lineage: Eukaryota; Viridiplantae; Streptophyta; Magnoliopsida; Brassicales; Brassicaceae.